CACACACACACCUACCCCUUGAAACAUCCUGGACGCUAUUAUGCGGUUGGCUCUCUCUAGGCCCCCACCUUCCUCCGCACCUCCUCUCUUCCUCUUUUGGGGUUUCUUCAGUGGGUCCCAAUAGUAUCUAUACAUAUCAGAUUGUAUCUAUCAUCAUAUCAUCAUCAUCGUCACAUAUGGAGAGGAGGAGGAGGGUAUGGGGAACAGGAUUGGUGCUGUUGGUGGUUUUCGGGAGAUUAACGUGUGCAGAACCCGUUAGGGUUCCGUUACCUUCCGUUUGCCCUUUAAAUUCAGUUAAACACUCGAUCUUUGGGUUUUCAGAUUCAAUAUGUCACUUGAAUGUGGUCGAAUCUUUUGAUGUCGGUGUUAUUGAGGGAGAUGAAGUCUCACUGCAGAGGGCACUGAAUAUGGUUCACAAGAAUACUCAUGAUUACGUUGCAGUGCUUUUCUAUGCGUCUUGGUGCCCAUUCUCUAGAUCUUUUAAACCAAGCUUUUCCAUCAUCUCUUCCUUGUAUCCUUCCAUUCCUCAUUUCGCAAUUGAAGAAUCAGCCAUAAGGCCAAGCAUAUUUUCAAAAUAUGGAGUCCAUGGGUUUCCUACGCUUUUCCUUUUAAAUUCCACCAUGCGCGUGCGCUAUCAUGGCUCCCGAUCCCUUGGUUCUCUUGUCUCUUUCUAUGGUGAUGUUACUGGUCUCUACACUGCAUCAGUGGAUGGAGCAUCCCUGAACAGAAUUGGUCACUCAUCAGAACAGGAGAAACAUGAUAACAGUGAGCAGGAAAGCUGUCCAUUCUCAUGGGCUAGAUCUCCCUGGAAUUUACUUCAGCAUGAGACAUAUUUGACCUUGGCCACCAUUUUUGUGUUGUUAAGGCUGCUCUAUUUCAUUUCCCCAUUUCUUCGUAUAUGUGCUCAAUUUGCUUGGAGAAGGUAUAUUGUAUGCGUGAGGUUGAGGAGCUUGUGGGAGCAUCCUCUGGCCUACCUGGAUCGAGCAAUACAGUUAUUUGAUUCCCUAAAGGAGCCUUGCAAGAGAAGCAAUUUGCAGGGAGGAGCCAUGAAUGCAAAGGCAUGGGCUUCCAAGUCUUUAGCUUCAGUUUCAUUUGGAGAUGCAAGCACCAGCCACAUUGUUACAUGAGAUUGCAGGUUUGUUAACCUUUGAGGAGUGUUGACAAACCUCUUGAAUGAUCAAUGUAAGUGAAGUGUGGUUAGACUCUCUGUAAAACCGCUCCAAUGAUGCUGAAGGAGAGCUUUGCAGGUUUCCAAAGGUAUUCAGAGAACCAAAGAGAAGAUGUCUGUCAUCCAAACUCCCUCUAAACCACUUAGCAAAUCCUGUUGAACCUGUAUUAAAAAAUAUCAGGAAUAUUUAUAACUAUUCUCAAGUUAUGGUGUGAACGUUUGUAGACUUUUGACAGUUAAAGAUUACUAUUCAAACAAGUUCUUGAAUAAAGCCAAAG
This is a messenger RNA of Ilex paraguariensis (yerba mate), 1446 nucleotides long. Lineage: Eukaryota; Viridiplantae; Streptophyta; Magnoliopsida; Aquifoliales; Aquifoliaceae. The record is from the annotation of a GenBank genome assembly.